CCUCUCUCCACCUGAUACUUUUAUAAAAUCCAUACCCCAACUUCUCUUUUCCGUUAACUCUCUCUUUCUCUCUCUCUCUCCGAGUAAAUGCGAAGCGGCGUGCCUUGGCUGCGAAAUCUCUGACAAAAAGACACAGGCUUUUUUCGCUGCUUCCCCAGCGCUAGCACCACUCUCUAUCUGUACCUGCGAAACACGUACUUUUCUUCUUCAUUUGAUUCCAUAUCACUUUCUCAACGUACCUCCAUUACUUGCGCUAACCUAACCACCCAGAAGAGAAGAGAAGAGAAAUGCUGCAAACUGUCAAGUACCUCAUCGGCUCAGCCGGCCCCACUGGCUUCGGCUCUAAGUCCACCGCCGACCAGGUUACCGCUGGCUGCGAUCUGCGUUCCAUCACUGCCAUCAUCACUGGAGCCACUUCAGGGAUAGGAGCCGAGACAGCGAGAGUGUUGGCGAAGCAAGGGGCGAGACUGGUACUCCCGGCUCGGAACAUGAAAGCGGCCGAGGAUACCAAGGCGCGUAUAGUUUCCGAGUUUCCUGAUUCUCAAAUCAUUGUUAUGGCGCUUGAUCUUAGCUCUCUCAACUCUGUUCGAAGCUUCGUUAGGGAGUUCGAGUCUCUCAAUUUGCCUCUCAAUCUCCUCAUAAAUAAUGCCGGAAAGUUCCCACACGAGCAUGCAAUAUCGGAAGACGGAAUAGAGAUGACAUUUGCCACUAAUUAUCUUGGUCAUUUUCUGUUAACGAAGUUGUUGCUGAGGAAGAUGAUCGGAACAGUAAAAGAAUCUGGCAUCCAAGGUAGGAUCGUGAACGUUUCAUCUGCCAUUCACGGCUGGUUUUCCGGCCACAUUAUCCAAUAUCUCCAAGAAAUUUCCCGAAAUAAAAGUCAGUACGAUGCCACACGUGCUUACGCUCUCUCGAAGCUGGCUAACGUUCUGCACACGAAGGAGCUUGCCCAGAGAUUGAAGCAAAUGGAAGCCAACAUUACCGUCAACUGUAUCCAUCCAGGAAUAGUGAGAACCAGACUCACCCGCGAAAGAGAAGGCCUACUCACAGAUAUAGUGUUUUUUAUGGCGUCAAAGCUCUUGAAGACAAUUCCUCAGGCUGCUGCUACAACGUGUUACGUAGCAACUCAUCCGAGACUGUUGAAUGUUUCUGGAAAGUAUUUUGCGGACUGUAAUGAAGCUUCACCGUCGAAAUUCGGAUCCAGCUCAACUGAAGCUGAACGGUUGUGGUCCGCCUCCGAUAUCAUGGUUUCUAGAGACCCAAAAGCAGUUUUUGAUCCGCUCAAUACCACAUAGCAUAGUGUAUAAAAGAGAAAAAGAAAUAGUAGUAGAAACAUAUAAAAAGAAAAAAACACAAACUUUAGAAAAUAAAUAUAAUGUGAUAUUUAUGAGUGAUAAGUCGAUUGAAUAGAUCAAGUGUUGGUUAAAAUUAUAAUAAUUUCUACUUAUUAAUAUCGUAUUGAUUGAAAUAUGUAAGACAUAUGGUUAUAUAAUACAUACUU
Manihot esculenta (cassava) is the source of this 1498-nucleotide messenger RNA. RefSeq names its product short-chain dehydrogenase TIC 32 A, chloroplastic. The coding region runs from base 288 to 1292 and encodes 334 amino acids. NCBI's taxonomy places the organism in Eukaryota, Viridiplantae, Streptophyta, Magnoliopsida, Malpighiales, Euphorbiaceae. The record is from RefSeq and is a predicted model, not a curated record. The transcript has 8 exons.